AUGAGCGAUACAAAAGUGAAUGUGAGUAAACGUAAAAAUAAAACUAAAAAAAGUGCUAAAGAAGAAGAAGUAACAUGUUGGAAUUGUUUUACGGUUGAAGAUAAUGAUAGACAUCUGGAACCUGUUCCUCUACCAAAAGUGCGAGAGGAACACAGGGAAAAAUUAAAAGUAUAUUCUUUUUUGGCUUCUGAAUUAUCAAAACCUAGAGCUGUUCCUCUUAAACAAAAAGUAAGUGAACAUUACGCAAUUGGAAAGAAGAUCGAUGAAAAAAUUUCGUGCCAAGUGAGUGCUGAAUGUUUAUCGGGUAAUAACUUUGGUACGCCGUCGAAUGAUAAAAAUGAUAUUAAAAAUGAAAGUCAAACCAAAAAAUAUCUAAGCAAUGAAGACAUAGAUAUUAAGGAAAAAAAUCAAUUACUUUUAAGUACUGAUGAAAAAAAUAUAUCUCAAAUACAACAAUGUGAAAAUAAAGUGAAAUCGUUGCAUAAAGAAAAUGUAUAUAAAAAUUCAACACUACAAUCUAGUGAACAUAGUGACAUAGAAUCAUCCUUUAAUAACAAACCCGAGAUUUUAAAUUUAAAUAAAAAUGUUUCUGAAAAUAUAAGUAUUCAUAAUAUAUACGAGGACUGCGGCACAAACAAAGUGUCUAAAAAAGUAUCCUCAGAAUUUAUGUCAUUGGAUAUACCUCCAAAUGAAGGCAGUGCUAAUGACAACCCAACUAAAUUAAAUAUUAAGAAGUCAACUGAACCCGAAAGCAAAGCGUUAUCAAAGACGCCGUCUAUACGGGAACAAAAAUCACCAAAAGAAAUACGAGAAAACGAAGUGGAAUCAUUGCAUGAAGAAAACUUAUUUAAAAACUCACCAAUACGAGUUAGUGAAGAUGAUGACAUAAAAACAUCAUCGUAUAAAAAUUCUAAGUUUUUGGAUAUAGAUAAAAAAGUAUUUGACGAAAUAAGUAUUCAUGUUAAAUCCAAGGACUGCGGAACAAACAAAGCAUCAAAACCAUCAUCAUUAGAAUUCAUGUCAUUGGAUACACCUCCAAAUGAAGAUAACAUUGAUCAAAACACAAGUAAAACAUUGCCGGAACUUAAUACGUACAAAUCAGAUGAACUAGAAAAUAAAACGUUAUUAAAUACAUCGUUAUUACGCGAACAUAAAUCUUCUGAAAAUAAUUAUUCUUCAAAUAUAAACGAAAUAAAAUCAUUGGAUAUGACGAAAGAUAAGAUUUAUGAAAGCGUGUUAGAGAAGAUGUCUAAGUUAAGUAUUUCAAAUUCAAUUGGUUCUGAAGAAAACACAUCACCUAUUAAAAGGGACCUAAUAAUACAUCAACAAAAUUCACCUUCAACAGAAAUUGCGGGCAAAACUAAAUCUUCAACCAUUGAUUAUACGCAUAGAGAUGAAAGAAAUAAAAUGAAACAAAGUAAACCAUUACAAAACAAUUAUAAACGAAAUGAAAUAAAAACAAUGUUUGGAAAUGUUAUUGACAUGACAAAUAAAGAAAAAAAUCCCACAAGGGCAUCGUCAACGCCUAUGCUGUCUCAAAAAACAAUUAAAAAGUUGUCUAGUAAUUCCUUAAGUAGUGAUAGUCCAAUAAUCCGUGACGAUAAUCAAGACGCAUGUCCAUCUAAAUUAGAAUCUCCAAUGACAGUAAAGCUUUUUAAAACUAGAGAAAUAACGAAACUUAGUCCACCGUUAGUUACGAAAGCAAUUGAACGUAAAUCAAUUGAAAAAUUAACUAGUCAAAAAUUAAGUUCCUACAGAGAUGUUGAAAAGGAUAAAAAUAAGGCAGAACGUACGUCCGAUAAAAUUGUUGUACAAAAAAAUAAAUCCACAAAUAUUUUGCCAAUUCCUAACAAGGAAGAUAAUAAAUUAACGUCUAUUCAAGCAAAUAAGUCAAUUUUAUUUCCUUCAUCUGAAAAAAAAUCUAUUGCAUUAAACACCUCUUUAAGACCCGAAUCUGUGAAUACUAAAAUACCUGUUUUGCAGAAAUCUGUAAGUAGUAAAUAUUCACCCGUUCAAAUAUUAAGGAAUAAAGCCAAACAUUAUUUAACAAGAAAUUCUAGUAACGUUAGCGACAAAUUGUCGCCUACAUUAUCGAUAAAAAAUUAUGUAAAUCAAGAAAAUAAACAAUCUUCGAGCGCCUUUAAAUCUCCAAUAAAAAAUGAACUAGAAUAUUCAGAAUGCAAAAAUAUUGAAAAUGAGAAUAUUUUAUUUAAAGUUCCGAUAAACACAUCUACUCCUAAGGGAAAAAGUUCUGAAAUAUCGGAUACUCUUUCAGAGAGUGAAAGUAAUCAAACGUCAUUAGAAAUAAAGGAUGCCAUUGCCAGUAGCUACAAAAACGACAACGCCAGCUCUAACGGUUCCGAAUCAGGAUAUGCGGGCUCAUCCGCAAAUGUACAAGAUCUUCCUGGUGAUGAAAACACUAGUAAAAUCCUCGAUGACGACCCAAAAGAUACUACAGAUAAAAAUGAUAACAAUACCUCAUUACCUUAUCCUUCAGAACAUUUUAAAUCUUCUAUAACUUCACUUAAUAUUAUAAAUAAUAAAAAACCGUUACAAACUUCUACAAUGUCUUUGUACACUACUUCAAAGAAAUCACCAAUGAAAUUUUUGCGGUGGAGCACUUCGUCACCAAAAUCAAUCAGCUUUAAAGGUUUAUUAAUAUAUUCUAUUAAUUUUAUAAUUUUAAUUAGUAGC
Molecule: messenger RNA, 2694 nt
Organism: Brenthis ino (lesser marbled fritillary)
Lineage: Eukaryota; Metazoa; Arthropoda; Insecta; Lepidoptera; Nymphalidae
Source: the annotation of a GenBank genome assembly